AUGGCGACGAGGGCGACGGUGAUGGGAGAGACGCGCGUCGCGCACGUGGGCGUCGGGCGACGGCGACGAGGGACGAGGGAAAGAGAGACGCUGGGCGCGCGCGGGAGCGACGCGCGGACGCGGGCGGGACGGGUGUCGGUGGAGGACGCGGUGCAGGACGCGGCGAGAGAGCUCGUUCGAGCGUCACCGAAUUCGUGUUCGCACUCGUUGGCGGAUCGAGCGUACGCGGCGUCGACGCGGAGCGCGACGAUGCGGGCGGGGGAUCGCGUGGCGUGCGCGUUGUCCGCGCACGCCAUCGAGUGCGCGUGUGAAUCUGGGGUGGAGACGAGCGAAGGGAGCGUGUCGUUGGUGGUUUCUUUGGCGUUACGACGGGCGAUGGAGGCGAACGGGGAGCGGCGAGAGAUUAAGACGGUCGUGGGGUACGCGAGCGAUUGCGGCGACGACGGACGCGCGAGAGCGACCGAGCACGCGUGGUUGGAGAUCGAGGGUAAGGUCAUCGACGUCUGCGCGCCGGGGGUGGCUCUGUUCGAAGCGGCUCGAAGGUUUGACGUCGAUCACGAGGACGAGGAAGCGAUGCUGGAGGUUUUCGGUGAGGACGCGCUUCGCGGGAGCGGGUGGUUCAAUCGCAGGGAUAAGAGGCGACCGCUCACUGUGCUCAACGUCGCGAUUCCGAUCGGAGGCGCGCGAUCGAGCGCGAACGUGAAACCCGCAAGUGGAUUGACGCUGAAACCGCCCCCGAUAUCGAUCGACGGCGCCGAUCGCGCGAUCGAGCGCGCGCGGUACUUUCUCGAGCGCGUGCUAGCCGAAGGCGAAGCCGGCGAGCGUGAUUUCAUCGCCGCCGCCCCGCCGCUGGCGCGCGCUUUGUACGAGCGCAUCGCGAGCGCGAGGAUUGAAACCGUGGACUCCACGGAUGAGCGUCUCGCUCGCGCCGCGAGCAGUCGCUGA
This is a messenger RNA of Ostreococcus tauri, 945 nucleotides long. Its product is annotated as unnamed product. The coding region runs from base 1 to 945 and encodes 314 amino acids. The transcript has a single exon. Lineage: Eukaryota; Viridiplantae; Chlorophyta; Mamiellophyceae; Mamiellales; Bathycoccaceae. The record is from RefSeq and is a predicted model, not a curated record.